CAUGGACAUUUCUAUGCACAUAUUAAAUUGUUCAUGGACAUUUCUACAGAGAAUGUGCAGAGUGUACCUAAUCAACACCACUACCAUGAUGAUGAUGAUGACAGACAAAUUAGGGUUUAGAAGGUUUUGGGGCGGGUUGGGUCUUCCAUCAUCCUCUUCCAAUGUUAUCUCAUCAGAAUCUGCUUCUUCUUCCGAUCAUUCCUCGGGCACCAUCCAAAACCAAGACUACAGGUACGAUGUGUUCAUCAGUUUCAGAGGUUCUGACACCCGCAACUCUUUCGUUGAUCAUCUCUACUCUCAUCUUCUCCGGAAGGGUAUUUUUGUCUUUAAAGACGACCACAAGCUCCGCAAAGGAGAAUCCAUUUCAUCACAGCUUCUACAAGCAAUCAGAGGUUCUCGAAUUUCUAUCAUCGUCUUCUCCAAAGAUUAUCCUUCCUCCUCGUGGUGUUUGGACGAAAUGGCCACUAUAGCUGAUUGCAAACAGCAAUCUAACCAAACUGUUUUCCCUGUUUUCUAUGAUGUUGAUCCAUCUAUCGUUAGACAUCAGAGGGGGGCGUAUAAGAUUGAUUUCCUUGUACACAGAUUGAAAUUAAGAAAUGAGCCAAACAAGGUCCUUCGAUGGGAGAAAGCUAUGACGGAUUUGGCCAACUCAACUGGUUGGGAUGUCAGAUACAAGCCAGAAUUUCGGGAAAUUGAAAAAAUUGUUCAAGCGGUAAUAGAAACACUGGGUCAUAAAUUCUCUGGGUUUGUUGAUGAUCUUAUUGGGAUACAACCACGCGUACAAGCAUUAGAAGAUAAAUUAAGGUUAAGUUCAAAAAGUGAUGAUGUUCAAGUUUUAGGGAUUUGGGGAAUGGGUGGAAUAGGAAAGACGACUCAUGCAGUUGUGCUAUAUGACAAAAUGUCUCAUAGGUUUGAUGCUUCUUGUUUCAUUGAGGAUGUGAGCAAACUUUAUAGGGAUGGUGGCCAUACUGCUGUUCAAAAGCAAAUUAUUCAUCAAACUUUGGAUGAAAAAUGUCUAGAUACAUACAGUCCUAUUGAAAUAUCAGGGAUUGUAAGAAAUCGGCUACAUAAGAUAAAGGUUCUAAUAGUUCUUGACAAUGUUGAUGAAUUAGAGCAAUUGCAGGAACUGGCAAUAAAUUCUAAAUUGCUUUUCAGAGGAAGUAGAAUGGUUAUAAUCAGUAGGGAUGAGCAUAUCCUAAAAGUUUAUGGAGCUCAUGUAAUACACGAGGUUUCAUUAAUGAAUGAUAAAGAUGCUCGUGAAUUGUUUUAUACAAAAGCGUUCGAAAGUGAAGAGCAAAACAGUAGUAGCUGUGUGGAGUUGAUUCCUGAGGUACUCAAAUAUGCCCAAUGUCUUCCAUUAGCAGUUAGAGUGAUAGGGUCUUUCUUGUGUAGAAGAGAUUCUAGUGAAUGGAGAGAUACUUUGGAUAGAUUUGAGAACAAUCCAGAUAAUAAAAUCAUGGAUGUACUUCAAAUAAGUUUUGAUGGGCUACACUAUACGGAAAAAGAAAUAUUUUUACACAUUGCUUGUUUCUUUAAAGAAGAGAGGGAGGAUUAUGUUAAGCGAAUUCUGGAGUGUUGUGGAUUACACCCUCAUAUUGGAAUUCAAAGAAUGAUUGAGAAAUCUCUCAUAACAAUUAGGGAUCAACAAAUUCAUAUGCAUGAUAUGUUGCAAGAAUUGGGGAAGAAGAUUGUUCGCAACCAAUGUCCAGAAGAACCAGAAUCAUGGAGUAGAAUAUGGCUUUAUGAAGAUUUCUUUCAUGUGUUGACGACCCAAACGGGAACAAAUGAUGUUAAAGCCAUAGUUCUAAAUGAAAAGGAAGCUAUUUCAGAAUGUAGCAUCGACGGAUUGUCAAAAAUGAAGAACCUUAAAUUACUCAUAUUAUAUCAUAAAAGGUUUUCCGGAAGCCUUAAUUUUCUUUCUCAGAAGCUGCGAUAUUUCUUGUGGCAUGAUUAUCCUUUUGCUUCUUUGCCAUCAAGUUUUGCAGCCUCUGGCCUUGUGGAAUUGAACAUGCCUAAUAGUAGCAUCAACUGCUUAUGGGAAGGCCGCAAGGAUUUCCCAUGUCUGAAAAGAAUGGAUUUGAGUAACUCAAAAUAUCUUACGGAGACUCCUGAUUUUACUGGGGUCCCAAAUCUUGAGCGUCUGGAUCUUUCAGGAUGCACAGAUUUAUCGUUUGUGCACCCUUCAAUUGGGCUUCUUCAACAGCUUGCUUUCUUGAGUUUAAGAAAUUGUACUAAUCUAAUCAGCUUCAAAUUAGGCAACGGAUUUAAUCUAAGUUCUUUGAGAGUUCUACAUUUCUCUGGUUGCACUAAACUUGAAAACACGCCAGAUUUUACAGGGACAACAAUUCUUGAGUACCUUGACUUCGAUGGAUGUACAAGUUUAUCCUCGGUUCAUGAAUCUAUUGGAGUCCUUGCAAAGCUUACAUUCUUGAGCUUGAGAGACUGCACAAGCCUUGCUAGUAUACCUAGCAACAAUAAUAUCAUGAAAUCUCUUCAGACUCUAGAUUUCUCUGGCUGUUUUCAACUUACUGAUUUGUCCUUACGGUUUUUCAUUUCUUUAUCCAUGACCUCUUUAAUUCUUUUGGACAUAGGCUUCUGCAAUCUACUUGAAGUACCUAAUGCUAUUGGAGACUUGUUGUGUUUAGAAAGACUGAAUCUGCAGGGAAACAAUUUUGUUGCUAUACCACCUUCCAUUAGCAGGCUUAAGAGUCUAGCGUAUUUAAACGUGUCCCAUUGCCAUACGCUUCAAUAUUUGCCUAACCUUUCAAAAAUAAGUACUUCAUCAACUGGAAGGUACUUCAAAACGGUAUCUGGAUCUCGUGAUCACAGGUCAGGCCUAUAUCUUUUCGAUUGUACCAUGAUAACCAAUUAUUUCUAUCCGAAGGCCCGAUUCAAAGACCUAGAACUUGCAUGGCUUGUAAGACUAGCUAAGAAUCCAUGUUCUUUUCGGUGUGGCUUUGACAUUGUUGUUCCUUGGGGUUUGGAAUUUCCAAGGUGGUUAAAACAUAGAUUUGAAAGGGAUUCGGUUAUAAGGAUAGUGGAAUUUAAUGUGGAUGACAAUUGGAUUGGCUUUGUUUUCUGUGUUAUAUUUGAACGAAACAAUGGUCCUGUGGUUGCUAGGUCUUCUUCACAUCCGUUUUAUCUAUCUUUUGAAAGUGAAGACACAGAAGAAUACUUCGACAUGCCACUGAAUUUGGAGCGGGACAAAGUGGUGGAUAGUUCAAAGCAUCUUUGGAUUAUUUACAUCUCUCGAGAACACUGUCACUUUGUGAAAACAGGAUCACAUAUCUCAUUUAAAGCGCAUCCAAGUGUUAAGAUAAACGCAUGGGGGAUGAGGAGUAUAUUCCGGGAAGAUGUAAUUUAUUCUGAAUUGAUGCUUGAAGAACCUCGCCAUGUGAAGUUUGAUUUUGUAGAAAAAAGCAGCACCAACUCUGGUCCCAAAUUCCAGCUUCCUUACAAUUGGUUGGUCACAAAUGAAGACGAAGUUGAGAAUAUUGAUGCAAAGGCAAAAGAAAACAAUUUGUCAUAUGCAGGACUUUGAUAAAUACCCUAGCAAACACACCAGAGGCUUACAAACAUUGUUUUCUGUUAACAAUUAUUGAUUAAAUAUUUUCAUUCAUAAA
Messenger RNA from Vigna unguiculata (cowpea), 3623 nucleotides. Its product is annotated as disease resistance protein Roq1-like. Gene Ontology annotation, biological process: signal transduction; defense response. Gene Ontology annotation, molecular function: ADP binding. The record is from RefSeq and is a predicted model, not a curated record. NCBI's taxonomy places the organism in Eukaryota, Viridiplantae, Streptophyta, Magnoliopsida, Fabales, Fabaceae.